Messenger RNA from Propithecus coquereli (Coquerel's sifaka), 1192 nucleotides. RefSeq names its product zinc finger protein 580 (gene ZNF580). Gene Ontology annotation, biological process: regulation of transcription by RNA polymerase II. Gene Ontology annotation, cellular component: nucleus. Gene Ontology annotation, molecular function: DNA-binding transcription activator activity, RNA polymerase II-specific; RNA polymerase II cis-regulatory region sequence-specific DNA binding. Lineage: Eukaryota; Metazoa; Chordata; Mammalia; Primates; Indriidae. The transcript is spliced from 2 exons. The record is from RefSeq and is a predicted model, not a curated record. The coding region runs from base 238 to 756 and encodes 172 amino acids.
CGGAACCUUCGCGCGGAGUUCGAGCGUUUCCGGCCGGCUCCCUUUCCCAGGGACGCCGCCGCCCCUCGCGCCCCCGCGCCCGCGUCCCCAGUCCCCGCGUCCCCGGCGCCGCCGGCCCGGAGCUGCCCGGAAGUCUCGGUCCCGGCGUCGGCGCUCGCCAGAGGAAGCCCGGGGCCGCCCGGGACCUCGGCCUGCUCCUCCGGACCCGAGAGGCCGCUGCACCGGCUGCCGCUCCAGAUGCUGCUGCUGCCGCCGCGGCCACCCCACCCUCGGUCCUCCUCUCCGGAGGCCAUGGACCCACCGUCCCCCAAGGCUCCCCCUUUCCCCAAGGCGGAAGGCCCCUCCUCCACUCCUUCCUCGGCGGCAGGGCCCCGACCCCCGCGGCUGGGCCGCCACCUACUCAUCGACGCCAACGGGGUCCCCUACACAUAUACGGUGCAGCUGGAGGAGGAGCCCCGGGGACCGCCCCAGCGCGAGGCGCCCCCGGGAGAGCCCGGCCCUCGCAAGGGCUACAGCUGCCCAGAGUGCGCCCGUGUCUUUGCUAGCCCUCUGCGGCUGCAGAGCCACCGUGUAUCGCACUCGGACCUCAAGCCCUUCACGUGCGGCGCCUGCGGAAAGGCCUUCAAGCGCUCCAGCCACCUGUCGCGGCACCGCGCCACGCACCGUGCCCGCGCCGGCCCACCGCACACCUGCCCGCUCUGCCCACGCCGCUUCCAGGACGCCGCGGAGCUGGCGCAGCACGUGCGCCUCCACUAAGCUCGAGACCCGGCCUGUGCUGCCCUGCCCCUCUCUGGGCCACCAAGUCUGACCCACACAGCGUCACUCCCACACACACUCCCUGGUUCUGAGGUUACUGCCUUAUUCUGGGCCUCAGUUUCCCCAUCUUCCAAAAGGAGAAGCAUCAUUCUUUCCCCCUUUUUCUAGCUGUGUGAUGUAGACCAAAGUCAUUGCCCUUCCCUGGACCUGGGAGCCAGUCGGAACUGGGUUCCGGUCCAGCUGUGCUGUGAGCCUUUGCAAGUGAAGUGACCUCUCUGUGAGCCUUGGUUUUCUGCUAUCUGAAGUGGUGAACCGGUUGUUGUCCUAGAGGAGAAGAGAUAACAAAAGAGCACGGGCACGGUCUGGUUCAUUUCUGUAUCUCCCCCACUUCUGCUCACGACCUCCACCCUUUGCUCAAUAAACAUUCCGCACUCCA